AUGGCCGCCCAAGAUACCCCCAAAAUGCGAUUCUACCAGCUUAUUGGCCCUGGACCAAUCGCUCAAACCCUUAAGCUUACUACAGCCACCCGCCCCUCCACCGAGAGCCUUGAAAGGAACCAGGUGCUCAUCGAGGUGGCGGUCGCCAGUAUUAACCCUGCCGACUACAAGAUCCCCGAGCUGGGCUUUGUUGCCAAAACGAUGAUGCCUUUCCCUAAGACCCCGGGGAUGGAUUUCGGCGGCCGCGUUGUGGCGAUGGGCCCUGACAUCCCGCACAUUAAAACCGGCGACCGCGUGAUCGGCCGCAUGAACCCCUUGAACUCCACUGGCUCAUUAUCCGAGUACGUUGUCGCCACCUAUGACGACGUUGCAGUCCUCCCGGAGACAGUCCCGCUCGACCAGGCAGGCGCGGCUGCCACAGCUGCGCUAACGGCGUACCAGUCCAUCGUGCCGUUCGUCAAGAUGGGUGACAAGAUCUUCAUUAACGGUGGCUCUGGCGGAACUGGCACCUUUGGUAUCCAGAUCGCCAAAGCGCUCGGCUGCCACGUCACAGUCUCCUGCUCAACUGCUAAGGUCUCUCUGUGUAGGGACCUCGGCGCGGACGAAAUCAUCGACUAUAAGACCACCGAUGUGACAGCCGCCCUGUGCGGAAAGGGGAAAGUGUUCGCUCUGGCGGUCGACAACGUGGGCAACUCACCGGCGAAUUUGUUUCCCAACACAAAGAACUUUCUACUUUCAGAAGGAAAGUUCAAGUUCGUCGGCGGCGCCGUCUCGUUCGGCGUGGUCAAGAACAUACUACCUGGCAUACUGCUGCCAAGUCUCCUCGGCGGGUCUAAUCAUAAGUUCGAGGUGUUCGCGACGAAAAAUUCGCACGAGGACUUGGCUCAGAUUUCCGCGUGGAUGGGUGAGGGCAAGCUGAAGACAGUGAUUGACUCGACGUUCGCGUUUGAGGAUGUGCUGAAGGCUUAUGAGAAGCUGAAGCAGGGGUCGAGUGGGGGGAAGAUUUUAGUGCGAGUGAGAGAGGGAAAGCAUGAAAUCGGGAUUGUGCGGGACGAACUGAAAUAA
Messenger RNA from Fusarium oxysporum Fo47, 1065 nucleotides. Its product is annotated as reticulon-4-interacting protein. The coding region runs from base 1 to 1065 and encodes 354 amino acids. NCBI's taxonomy places the organism in Eukaryota, Fungi, Ascomycota, Sordariomycetes, Hypocreales, Nectriaceae. The record is from RefSeq and is a predicted model, not a curated record. The transcript has a single exon. Gene Ontology annotation, molecular function: oxidoreductase activity.